CACUCAAAUGAUAGCGGACAAGUCCAUAGCUGACAGCAUCGAAGGACUUAUCGGAGCGUAUCUAAUAUCCUGUGGUUAUCUUGGUGCGUUGCGAUUUCUGAAGUUUCUGGGGCUAAAAGUUUUACCUGAAGUUGACGUCAACGUCGACAUUGAUCCGCGGGCGGAGAAUAGUAAAUCGGGUUGCUAUGCCAGAUUUUGGCCGGAUCAGACAAAAAUAACAGCAGCGCAAGGUAAAGGAGAUAUGGUUUUCCGCCUCACUUCUGGCCUGGAAAACUUUGAAAACGAAUCAAUCUCGUACAAUUUCCAGCACAAGUUGUAUUUAGUAGAAGCGCUAACCCACGCGUCCUACCACGAAAACCGUGUCACGCCAAGUUACGAAAGACUCGAGUUCCUCGGCGAUGCUCUGUUGGACUUUUUGGUCACGCAACAUUUGUACUUCCGUCACGUCAACUUGUCACCUGGAGAACUGACCGAUAUACGACAGGCCUUGGUGAAUAAUAACAUCUUUGCCACCCUUGCCGUAGAACACAGUUACCACAAGUAUCUGAAGCAUAUGUCUCCAAAGUGGUUCCAAACGGUGAAGAACUUUGUUGACAGAGUAGAAGAUGAGGCAGAAGAGAGGAAAGAUAAUCAGCUUCAAACGGUCACCGCUGACCCAUUUAUUAUCGUGUCUAAAGAAGAAGAAGGAAUUGAGGCGCCUAAAGUUCUUGGUGACAUCUUUGAAUCAGUAGCAGGCGCGAUAUUUUUGGACAGCGGUAUGGAUUUGACUAAAACCUGGGGUGUGUACUACCGCAUGAUGAAACCCUACAUCGGUAAGUUGGCCAUCGCCACCCGCGAGGGUGGAUCAACCUCCCAUCCUUAAAAGCCUUAUCAGCGGAGAGCUCCGAAGUUUUUUUCGCAAUAAGCAAGGAAAGGAGUGAGAAUGAGUCAGAGAAAGUACAUUCAGCAUGGAGUUUAAGAAUUCAACCCUAGCUAUCAACUCCAAAGUGUAAAG
Molecule: messenger RNA, 994 nt
Organism: Pocillopora damicornis (cauliflower coral)
Lineage: Eukaryota; Metazoa; Cnidaria; Anthozoa; Scleractinia; Pocilloporidae
Product: endoribonuclease Dicer-like
Biological process (GO): siRNA processing; pre-miRNA processing; apoptotic DNA fragmentation
Cellular component (GO): nucleus; cytoplasm
Molecular function (GO): ribonuclease III activity; deoxyribonuclease I activity; protein binding
Source: RefSeq, a predicted model, not a curated record